Messenger RNA from Paramacrobiotus metropolitanus, 887 nucleotides. RefSeq lists its product as uncharacterized. Lineage: Eukaryota; Metazoa; Tardigrada; Eutardigrada; Parachela; Macrobiotidae. Bases 88 to 885 code for a protein of 265 amino acids. The transcript is spliced from 4 exons. The record is from RefSeq and is a predicted model, not a curated record.
AUCUAAUUAGACCAUUGUAUCGAUAUAGUUAAAUUUACGAUAUCUUUGAGUAUACCAAAACCUUUAGCUUGAAAAUUGCGAAGCACAAUGCGAAACCCGAAAUUUAUUUUUCAAAACGUUGGAUAUUUUAUUCAUAUUAUUAAACUCAUUCAGCUGGUAGCGGCAUAUUCCGACAGCAACAGCUACAAUUACGCGAACAACUUAGAUUAUCAGGAUAGCAACUCGUAUUCCGUUCAACAGCCCCAGCAAUGCGGAGUCCCUAAUAUUAUUCGUGGACAGAAAAUUGAUCCCGAAAAGCUUGUUGGCGUGUGGUACGCGUAUUCUGCUUGGUUUCCUAACAUCACCCAGGAUUCCGUGUCCGUCAACACCAUAAACUAUUACACCAGUCUCGGUCAAGGUCACUUCCCGACUACCGAUCUCCCGGCCAGUAUCUUCAUUCAAGAGCAGACAUUCUAUCCGCUGGAUGACACCACGUGUCGAUAUCUACACGAUAUAGCCUAUAUCACCGUUGACGGACGACAGAUUGGCCUGUUCUUCAAUCUCACCAAUACGGACGCACCCGUUGCCAUCGACGACACAAUAGCGUGGUCAACGGACUACGACACGUACGCUUUUUUCCACUCCUGCUUCGGACGCCAGCCUACGGGCUUGUGCAGUUUCCCCUAUCUGUACGUCAAUACCAGAAAAAAGCCACAAGAUAUUACGGCAGCCGAAAAGGCCACCAUCAACGCCGCUGUCAAUCAAGGUGUACAGCGGUAUUGUUUGGACGCCAAGGAUUUCGUCAUAUUUGAGUGGCUUGACGUGCUACCGUCCUGUCCACGGACGAAUGGCAGCAGUUGUUUUCAGAGUCUGCGAACUGCAUUCCAGGGUACCGUUGAGUCCUAAAA